AUGAAUAUCCAAAUAUUUAAAUGUAUUCUUUGGCUACUGCCGAUACUAGGGCUUACACAGGCACUUUUGCAAAACCCCAACGAUGAUUCUCCAUUUAGCACAGUAAUUGAUAUCCUCUCUGAAAAUGUUGAAUUCUCAACUUUUCUAAGAAUUAUUCAAAAAAAAGGUCACAUUCAAUACCUGAAUGAGCUCCAGAAUUUUACACUUUUUGCUCCAGUUAAUUCUGCCUUUGUAAAAGAAGACCAGAUUACACGUCAAUUUGAAGAGAGUUUUAAUAUUGAGGAUUUCCUUAUGCAUGAUAAUGUGUUGAAAGUGAAAGAACUGACAAAUGGCACCUAUUUAGAAAAGAGAGGUAAAGUAGCACCACUGCUGCUGACAAGAUAUAAACAUCGUUGCUGGGUUAACGAUAUCACUGUUGUCGAACCUGACUUACAACCGAAUUUCCAAAAUGCUUCGGUACAGGGUAUCGCUAAUAUCUUGCUCCCUCCACCUCCUAUAAACGACUUACUGGUUCAGCUAGACGAAGAAACGCAAGAUUUGAAGAUAUUUAACGAUUUUAUGACCAGUUUUUCAGACUAUGAUGCAUAUACAAAUAAGUCCACUCUUUUGGUACCUUUAGAUGUUAAUUUUCGAAAAUUAUUCAAUGCAAUCGAAAUCAACUAUUUGACCGACAAGUAUUCAAAACUGAGGAAAUCUAAUGCAAUUUCUCAGGGCAAGUGGACUGCAGACAGAACUUUCCUUCUUCAGGAAGUCAGUAUCGAUGAUAUAUAUGGUGGUUUCUUGCCCGACAAGCUGACUCUGAGAAACAAAAACAAUCGACCACUUCUGCUCAAAAGCAAUAUCGAUGGUUCGUCAAUAGGUGUGAAUCAUUCAGAAUAUUCCCGUAUAUCCAACAAGAUUUUUGAAUUAGGGGUUGUACAUGGAUUUUCUAACCUUGAAUUUUUACGGGAACAUAUAGAGUUUGACGCUGAAAAGUAUCUUCAUGGUUUGAACUGCUCAGAGUUUGUAAAGGAGUUAUAUUUCAGAGACCUUGAAAAGUUCAUUCAAAAUGAAAAGAAAACGACCAUAUUUGUACCACAAGCUUCUUUCAACGAGGAUCGUGGAUAUACAAAACCAUCGCUUUUGUACCAUUUCACUGAAGACAAAAUCGAUCUAGAAGAGGAGUUUUCAUUAUUACCUAAAACCGAAGAUGUUUCCACCCAAAUUUAUGACUCUGCGUUCUGCUCUUCGGCUAAAAGACUUGGCGGGCAUUGCCAAAAGUUCAAAAUUUCAAGAUCCAAUGAAGGCUAUUAUAUUAAUGGUCGUUUUAAAAUCUUGAAUAAGAAACCAUAUGAAAUUGGUGAUACGUACAUAUAUUCCAUCGAGGAUGACCUUCAAUUGCCAGGUGAGCUAGUAUUGUCCUUACCACCUCAAGAUCACUGUUCUACUUCGCUUAUGUUUUUGAGGGACCUUGGUCUAUUGGAUUUACCAUCAAACCAUAAGGGAUACACAAUACUACUUCCCUGUAUGAAUUCAUGGGACGAUAACGAUUUGACUGUGGAUUAUUUUAAGUCAAACAAAACUGCCUUAAAUUUACUUAUGAGAAACCUAAUUUUCGAGGAACUUAUUUACUCGAACGACUACAAUGUUUCAACUAAAGCUCAAAAUUUAUACGGGAACUCUGUAUCUAUUGAUGUAGAGGAGGUUGUGGAGUGCUCAAAUUUAACAAAAAUAACAGUGAGUAAUAUAAAGGAGAGCAUUCUUAUUGAAGAAAAUUCCGAUGUAUUUUUCAAUCAGGGAGUCAUCCAUCCUAUAAACCAAUUGAACUUUCCAGAUGAUCUGGAAAUAUCUUUGAGAGAACUAAUAGACACCACCGGAACGAAGGAGAUUUUCGAGUUCUUUGAUUUAUUCCAGGACCUUUCUUCUAUCAUCCGGAACGAAGAAUACUCUCUUCUAGUCCCAACAGAGUCUUCUAUUCCGUUAAGCGGCAUUUCAGUGAACUCGACAAACUUGAAGACAUUUCUCGAACUUCACUUGAUUCCUGCUAACGAAACGCAAAAUUUGCUAGACUGUAACGCCGCCAUUACUACUAAAUUGGGCAAACAGUUGAAUUGUAGGAAGGAUCACCUAAAUAACCAUUUUAUUAGCGUAUACGAGGACUGGAGCAAAGAAGUUAGAAUACUCAAAAAGGGUUGCACUUCUGGUUCUAAAAGCUCCUGUGUAUUCCUAAUAGACAAACCCAUAUCUUUAUCUUGGCUAGACAAUGAGAAAUACCACUUGCAUUUGCCAGGAAUAGCAGUUGGGGUUGGAAUGAUAAUCGGAGUAACCUUAGCUGUUUCAUUGUUAUUCUGCAUAGUAAUCACUAGAGGCGGAAAAGUCAAACGAGCCGAUGAGAUUGAAACGGGCAGACCUAAUGAAGUCACCACGCCUCUAAUGUCAUCUUCCUCUAGAACUAACCAUUCUUCUUAUUCAGCAACUGCGCAUUUGUCUCCACUUUCUCAGCCAACUUUUGAAGGCUCAUAUUCGGGAAACGCUAUACAAAGGCCCAGGGACAUACGAAGAGUCACAUCAGAGCAAAGGGGCGGGCGAAGUGUCAGCACUUCUUAA
Saccharomyces eubayanus is the source of this 2586-nucleotide messenger RNA. RefSeq lists its product as uncharacterized. Gene Ontology annotation, biological process: macroautophagy. Bases 1 to 2586 code for a protein of 861 amino acids. Lineage: Eukaryota; Fungi; Ascomycota; Saccharomycetes; Saccharomycetales; Saccharomycetaceae. Gene Ontology annotation, cellular component: fungal-type vacuole membrane. The record is from RefSeq and is a predicted model, not a curated record. The transcript has a single exon.